Messenger RNA from Erythranthe guttata (spotted monkey flower), 1167 nucleotides. The record is from RefSeq and is a predicted model, not a curated record. NCBI's taxonomy places the organism in Eukaryota, Viridiplantae, Streptophyta, Magnoliopsida, Lamiales, Phrymaceae.
AUGGCGUCGUCGAAGGUGAUGGCAUCCAGGUCACCGCCCAAUCCGGAUCUGACACUCAGGGUUUCGGCUCCGAUUAUUACUACCGGAACAUGUACACCGAAUCCGAUUCCUUCGCUCGGCGGCGGCGGAAGUGGAGAUGGCGGCGUCGGGGUGCGAUCGUCCGCAAUUGACGGCGGCGGCGGUGGAGAAAUGAGGAGCGGGGACGCGAAUCGUGUGGUGGCUGGUGGCUGGAGGGAUUUUAUGAGCGGUGGUGCUCCGAACAACACGGCUAUGGUUCUGGACGAUUUGAUCGCGAAGGCUAGGGCGGCGAACGAGGAGGAUGUCGGCGUUCUGGCGAUGGCGACGAGGUCCGCGCCGCCGCCGCCGCCUGCGGUGGGCGGCGCUUUUGGAAUCGAAACGGUUAUGAUGAAUCCGGCGGCUCAGUUUGCAUCGGCGGCGUGCGUGCGGAGUGGCUUCGGUGUGGAAUUUGGGAGUGGAAUGGCGGCGGUGAGUGGGAAAGGGAAGAGGAGGGCGGCCGUAGAGGAGGCGCCGCUCGACAAGGCCACCCAGCAAAAGCAGAGACGCAUGAUUAAGAACAGAGAGUCCGCUGCUCGGUCUAGGGAGCGAAAGCAGGCAUAUACAGUAGAGUUGGAAUCACUAGUGGCACAACUAGAGGAGGAUAAUGCUGGCCUUUUGAAGGAAGAGGCCGAACUCAACAGAGAGAGAUAUACGCAGCUAAUGGAGAAUGUAAUUCCAGUCACAGAGAAACGGAGACCGAAAAAAGUAUUACGAAGAGUGCGUUCAAUAUGAAUGGUAUGGCUUUGAUAAUAAAGAAAAGGUAUAACAGAAACUCGUUUUUCGUUGUGCGAGACGACAUUCUUGGGAUGGCUUUAAAUUGUUAUAUUUUGACUUCGGAUGAUUUUUUUUUAUUUUUUUUUAUUUUAUUUAUGUUUGUUUGUAACGGGAGAAAAGAAAAGACGAAAUGGAGAAGCCGUCGAAGAAACCUGUAACCGAAAAGAGAAGUUAGAUAGAUAUAUAGUUUUACAUUUCUAGUUAGUUAUAUAGCAUAGCUAGGUAUUCUUUUUAUUUAUGCAGUGCUGAUGAUUUUUUCAAUAAUUUCUAAUGUAGUAGUAUUCUUUGAAGCAGCAAAUUUUUGGCUUAUGUCUUAUGAAUAAAGGAGAAUUUGCU